AUCAGUCUUCGACGUGACUUUAUUGGGUACACAUGUCCCAUAGCAAUAAAAAACAUAAACAGUGAUUCAGUGAAUCGGAAUAAGUAGUGAAUUCGAUGUGGCCGGGGAGUUAAGGAAUUCAUAAGUAAAUUGACAAAAUCAUCUGUAUCAAAAUUAGCCAGACAACCAAACCGGCGUUAUCAGCACCGAUAAGGUAUGAGAAAUAACGCUUUAGUAGUAUGCGAUUACUCAUAACACCGAACACAUUGAAUUCAUCAGAAUACAGUACAAUUCAUCCAAGUCUAUAAAAAUGAAGUGAUGCCAGUGAUAUAAUUGAACAAUGGGCUGCUGUGGAGACUGUUGUGCUGUUCCCUCGAAAGAAUCCAGGGACCCGCUUCGGCACGACCCGGAGUUCAGCGGGCCCGUCCGCAGCCGCUCCUGCACCGACGUCGUGUGGCUGCUCGUCUUCAUACUCUUCCUGGGCGCCUGGGGCUACGUGGGUUACUAUGGUAUAAAACACGGAAAUGUAGAACAGCUUUUGGCGCCCAUGGAUAUGAAGGGAAGACGGUGUGGUCUCGACUCGACGCUUCAAGACAAGAAGUACCUAGUUUUCUUCGAUAUCAGCGAGUGCCUCUCGCCCACAACCGCUAUCUCUGGUUGUAAAACUCCACAAGUAUGCGUUAACGAAUGUCCGAAAGACACGAUAGUGUUCAAUACGGGAAGUUACACGGCAGCAACUUUCAGCAGUUGGAGAUCGAAGAUGAUUUGCGUCGACGGGAUAAACACUGCCACCAUGACUCACGAUGAGGCCACGCAGUAUAUGAAGGACAGCAAAUGUGCCAGCUAUGUGUUGAAAAGCCAGUCAGUGCUGUCUCGGUGCAUCGGUUACCUGACUGAAAUGGAGUGCAAGGAUCAGGCGAAUGGGACCUCUCAGAGCACGGAUAUGAAAUGUGUGAGAAACCCUAAAGAGGUCCAGAAACAGUUGCGUGAGAAAGCAACGGUCCUGGACUCGUAUGUGGGGUGGAUGGCAGCCAAAUGGGUGACGUUCUUCACCAGCGGAAACGAGCGAGACGCCCACAUUUUGUCUUCCCAGAUAGCGCAAGACCUGGUGCAGUCGCGCUGGUACAUGUUGGGUGCACUGCUGGCCGUCGUAGUGCUCUGUUUCCUCUACAUCCUCAUACUGCGGUGGGUGGUCACGCCCGUCGUAUGGGUCUCCAUCGUCGGGCUGCUCGCAUUGCUGGCGUUCUCAUGCUACCUCUGUUACGUUCAGUAUGUGUUCUACCGGAGCAAGUCAGCGGGUCUCUACACUACGAGUUACAGCCUGCAGGGCUUCUUCCAGACGAUGUUCUCAAAGCACCAGACUUGGCUAGCACUGCUAAUUAUCCUUGGCAUCAUUCUGAUCAUCGUGCUUCUCAUAGUUAUCUUCUUGAGAAGCAGAAUCACCAUCGCCAUUGCACUUAUUCGUGAGGGAAGCAAAGCCGUGAUCGACAUCAAAUCGACGGUGUUCUUCCCGAUAUUCCCAUGGAUAAUCCAAUGCGGUGUGUUGGCGUACUUUGCCACAGUGCUGGUGUAUCUGCUGUCCAUCGGCGACCCCGAGUUUAAGGUCGUCGGCCUGAACGAAACCUGCGACUGCGGGUUAUUUUAUAAGGACCAAGACACCUGCAACCCGUCGGAGUUCCUGGAGAAGUGUAAACAGGCUGGGACCAAGAGGGCGUGCGAGGACGCCAUCUGCCACUUCUCCGGCUUGGUCAGUCCUCACGAGGUCAACUACAUGCACUUUGUGAACCUGCUGGGCUGCUGCUGGGCGAUGUUCUUCAUCAGCGGUUGCGCGGACAUGAUCCUCGCCGGCGCCUUCUCCAAGUGGUACUGGACCUUUGACAAGCGGAAGGUGCCUUUCUGGACUCUUACUGCUGCUAUUUAUAGAACAGUUUGCUUCCACUUAGGGACUGUCGCAUUUGGUGCCCUGAUCAUCGCCAUCGUCCGCGUGAUCCGAAUAAUGCUGGAAUACAUCGAUCACAAGCUAAAGAAAUUCGACAACCCCUUCACGCGCUGCAUUCUCUGCUUCUGCAAGUGCUGCUUCUGGUGCUUGGAGAGCUUCCUCAAGUUCAUUAAUAAGAACGCAUAUAUAAUGUGCGCCGUGCACGGGAAGAAUUUCUGCACUAGCGCGCGCGAUGCCUUCUCUCUGCUCAUGAGGAACAUCAUACGCGUGGUCGUUUUAGAUAAGGUGACGGACUUCAUCUUCUUCCUGUCCAAGCUGUUAUUAUCCAUUAGCGUGGGCUUCGCCGUUUACUACCUGAUGGAGUGGGGGCUCGUGUACGAGGUGACGCAGGGCCAGCGGCUGCACUCCAACUACGUGCCCGCCAUCCUGUUGGGCGUGGCCACCUAUCUCAUCAGUACCAUAUUCUUCAACGUGUACGCCAUGGCGGUGGAUACGCUGUUCCUUUGCUUUUUGGAAGACUGUGAACGCAACGACGGUUCUUCUGAGAAAAAGUAUUUAAUGUCAAAAGAUCUUAUGAGGAUACUCGGUAAAAAUAAUAAGAAAGAUUAAUUUUUGUAAAUUGUCAAUUUGGAGUAUUUCGUUCACAUACACAGGUAUAUGAUAUAAUUCAUGUACGUUAUGUACCUAAUGCAAUUAAUGUAAAUGUAACGUUUUUCUACGACUAUCAUGUCCAAAUUAUUUAUUAUGAAAAUAUUUGUAAACUUUUACAUUUUUUAUGUCUUUUUUCAAUUACUUUACGAGUAUUUAAUCAAUGCUACAAGCCAAAUAAAUAAACAGGUUGCAGUUACAUACGUAAUUGCAGUAGAUUAUUAUUAAAUAAAUGUAAUGUCACAAAAUAAUAAUUAUUAUUAUAGCAUAAUAAUGAUGUGCAAUUGAGUGCCAGAGAUUGUCUACUUUUAUAAUGUUAGUAUGUACGUUACUAAUUGUGAUAUGAUUGAUUAUAGAUUUCUAUUGAUAUACUUUUAGAUAA
Messenger RNA from Cydia pomonella (codling moth), 2948 nucleotides. RefSeq names its product choline transporter-like 2 (gene Ctl2). The record is from RefSeq and is a predicted model, not a curated record. Gene Ontology annotation, molecular function: transmembrane transporter activity. Gene Ontology annotation, biological process: transmembrane transport. The transcript has 14 exons. NCBI's taxonomy places the organism in Eukaryota, Metazoa, Arthropoda, Insecta, Lepidoptera, Tortricidae. Gene Ontology annotation, cellular component: membrane. The coding region runs from base 320 to 2527 and encodes 735 amino acids.